Messenger RNA from Fusarium coffeatum, 1476 nucleotides. RefSeq lists its product as uncharacterized. Gene Ontology annotation, cellular component: membrane. The record is from RefSeq and is a predicted model, not a curated record. Gene Ontology annotation, molecular function: metal ion transmembrane transporter activity. NCBI's taxonomy places the organism in Eukaryota, Fungi, Ascomycota, Sordariomycetes, Hypocreales, Nectriaceae. The coding region runs from base 1 to 1476 and encodes 491 amino acids. The transcript has 2 exons. Gene Ontology annotation, biological process: metal ion transport; transmembrane transport.
AUGAAUCCAGGUAAAGAUCACAAAUCCUAUAUAGACUACGUCAACCUUCGAGCUCAGUCAAAUCCCUGUAUCAAUGGGCUCGAACGAUAUUUACAGCAACCAGCGACUCGUUCAAGCGAUGUCGUCUACAUCGAUUACCCUACGGAGCAGAGCUCACCUGAGCUCCAGCCAAUCAGAGCGGAGAGUGAUAAGAUAACAAAUCUAAUCGAUACGCUAUCUCGAGCCACUAUUACGCGACUGAUUCUUAUCGAAGAUAUCAGUCCUCAGCUUAUAAGUUUAGUUGGAAAUAGGUUGGAUAUCGACCCUCUUUUCUUCGCCGACUAUGUCAACACAAGUUUUGAGAACAUCGAGCUGGCGCCACCACCACCUUCCCUUGCAAUAUUGCCGUCAUUGCUGUCCCAACGCGGAUACCUACAUCUCCAUUACCAGCAAGUACUAGAUUUGGGCGAAGCUGGCGUACUUGAAGAUGCUGCAUACGCCCUGAAAACAGACGCAAAUGUGACUCGCAAUAUCCGUCGCCUUGUUCCUCUUUCGGGAAAGCAGCUAGCCCUUGCUCGCGCGACCUGCUCCCUGUUCAUCAAAUCAAUCGGUAGUUCUUCUAUCUGUCUCAUCUUGGUCGAUCGACCUAUACGAUCUGCGAUUGAAGGACUGGGUACUCAGAGUCAGAAGAGUUAUCCUGCUCAACACUUGCAUGGUGGUUUCGAAGAUGUCGCGACAUCACACACACCGGCGAGUUCCACGCAUAAGUGGAGCAGAGAUUCGAUGCUUGACAGUUUGACCUAUUACCUCCGGCACCAAAAACAGGAAGGUUCCACCAGCAUGUUCAUGAGCAUUAUGAACUUCGCCUACUAUCCCAUCCGCAUAGUCCUUUCCGAAUGGAACCUUUAUAUGCAUCUCAUUAGCCGCUUCUCCAAGCAUUACGAAUACUCUCUUCAGGACAUCACAAGCCGCCUUCAUGGCGAAGAUAUAGUCGACUUGCAGCGAUGGCGACGCCGACUGAAACAGAGUCGACACAAACUCAGCAUUAUCGCCGAGUUUGUCGAGCAGCACGGCGAUGGCGAGACAGCCUGGAAAAUGGUUCUCAAAGACAUUAACUAUCUACAGAGUCAAUUCCAAGAUUACGGACAGUCUCUGGAACAAAUGGUCACUGUCGCGACGACAAUGAUACAGCUUCUUGAAUCACGACGCUCUAUCCUCGAAGCUGUCAGCGUCCGACGCUUGACAUAUAUAGCUCUGGUCUUUGCACCUCUGGCCUGGGUUGCGAGUUUAUUCAGUAUGGAAGACGCGUACCUGCCAGGCAAUGAUAGAUUCUGGGUUUACUUUGCCACGGCGCUGCCUCUGAUUGUUAUAGUUAUUCUCUUGUCGACUCUUGAAUGGGAUGGAGUAAGGCGGCUUUUCAGGCAAGGUUGGAAGUCCAGUAUCGGGGAUUUCACUGCGAGGUCUAAAAGCAAUGCUAUAAAGCCCGAUGUAGUGUAA